This is a messenger RNA of Ilyonectria robusta, 3134 nucleotides long. RefSeq lists its product as uncharacterized. Gene Ontology annotation, biological process: mRNA splicing, via spliceosome. Gene Ontology annotation, molecular function: protein binding; RNA binding. Gene Ontology annotation, cellular component: catalytic step 2 spliceosome. The transcript has a single exon. NCBI's taxonomy places the organism in Eukaryota, Fungi, Ascomycota, Sordariomycetes, Hypocreales, Nectriaceae. The record is from RefSeq and is a predicted model, not a curated record. The coding region runs from base 147 to 2726 and encodes 859 amino acids.
CGCGACGCCUGCCUUUCCCAGCCCCAAGCUAGCAACCAACGUUUGACUUCUUCUUUCGACCGACGACGGGCGAGGAUGGUUUUGCCUGCCUCGACGACGACAUAACCACAUCACCGCUCCCCACGACCGCAACCGUCCCCGUCGCGAUGAUGGCGUCUGGCGAGGUCGACAUCCCCCGUCGCGACCGCGACCGCGGCGCCCAGCGCGAUGGCGACUCCUAUCGCCCCUCCAAGGCCGCGCGCUCGCGAUCGCCUCCUCCCGCGCCCGUCCCCGUCCGCACCGAGGAGGAGAAGCAGGCCGCCGCAAAGGCCGAGUAUGAGAAGUUGCUCACCAUGCGAUCCGGCGGCACCUACAUCCCGCCCGCCCGUCUGCGCGCCCUCCAGGCCCAGAUCACCGACAAGACGAGCAAGGAGUACCAGCGCAUGGCGUGGGAGGCGCUCAAGAAGAGUAUCAACGGUCUCAUCAACAAGGUCAACACGGCGAAUAUCAAAUACAUUGUGCCCGAGCUGUUUGGAGAGAACCUCGUCCGUGGCCGCGGCCUCUUCUGCCGCUCCAUCAUGAAGGCCCAGGCCGCUAGUUUGCCCUUCACUCCCAUCUACGCCGCCAUGGCCGCCAUUGUCAACACCAAAUUGCCCCAGGUCGGCGAGCUGCUGGUCAAGCGCAUUGUUAUGCAGUUCCGCAAGGGUUUCAAGCGCAACGACAAGGCCGUCUGCCUCUCCUCGACCACCUUCCUUGCUCACCUCAUCAACCAACAAGUGCAGUACGAGAUGCUGGCCGGCCAGAUCCUGCUCCUACUGUUGCACAAGCCGACCGACGACAGCGUUGAGAUUGCGGUUGGAUUCUGUCGCGAAGUCGGACAGUACCUGGAGGAGAUGCAGCCGUCCAUCUCCAUGGCUGUCUUCGACCAGUUCCGGAACAUCCUCCACGAGGCCGACAUCGACAAGCGAACCCAGUACAUGAUCGAGGUGCUAUUCCAAGUGCGCAAGGACAAGUUCAAGGACAACCCGGCCGUCAAGGAGGAGCUGGACCUUGUUGAGGAGGAGGAUCAGAUCACCCACCGAGUGGAACUAGACGGAGAAGUGGAUGUGCAGGAUGGCUUGAACAUCUUCAAGUUCGAUGCCGAGUGGGAGGAGCACGAGGAUGCAUACAAGAAGCUCAAGGCCGAAAUUCUUGGCGAGGGCAGUGACUACGACGAUGACGACGACGAUGAAGACGAGAGCUCCGAUGAGGAAGAGGAGGAUCAGGAGACCAAGGCGAUGGAGAUCAAGGACCGGUCUAACGCCGAUCUGGUCAACCUGCGGAGAACCAUCUACCUCACCAUCAUGUCUAGUGCCGACCCCGAAGAAGCUGUUCACAAGCUCAUGAAGAUCAAUCUCCCCGCGGGUCAGGAGUCAGAGCUGCCAUCCAUGGUUGUCGAGUGCUGUUCCCAGGAGAAGACAUACACCAAGUUCUUCGGCCUGAUAGGCGAGCGCUUCUCCAAGAUCAACCGCUUGUGGUGCGACCUGUUUGAGCAGGCUUUUGUCAAGUACUACGAGACUAUCCACCGCUACGAGAACAACAAGCUGCGCAACAUCGCCAUGCUGUUCGGUCACAUGUUCGCCUCGGAUGCCCUGGGCUGGCACUGUCUCUCUGUCAUCCAUCUCAAUGAGGACGAGACCACGUCGAGCAGCCGUAUCUUCAUCAAGAUUUUGUUCCAGAACAUUGCUGAGGAGACUGGCAUGGCCAAGCUCAGGACACGACUAUCGGAUGAGACGCUGCGGGCUAGCCUCGAAGGCCUGUUCCCCAAGGACAGCGCACGCAAUAUCAGAUUCUCCAUCAACUACUUCACAAGUAUUGGUAUGGGCGCCCUUACUGAAGAGAUGCGAGAGUUCCUUCAGAACAUGCCCAAGCCAGCGCUACCCGCGCCGCCUGCCGCCGAUUCGGAUUCUGAUUCCGUGUCGAGUUACUCUUCCUACACCGGGUCUUCGUACUCGCGGUCACGAUCACGGUCGCCUCGCAGGGUUGAGGGUGAACGAGGUCGCUCACUAUCACGAACUCCAUCCCGAAGAGGACGGGCGCGUUCUUACAGUUCAUCGCGAUCGAGGUCGAGGUCGCACUCUAGAUCUCCCCCGGCACGCGGACGUCAGAGCUCGUACUCGGCCAGUCCUCAACGAAGACGCCCAGGCAGUGUUAGCCGUUCGAGGUCUCCAGCACCUCGGGGUGGACGCGGCCGGGCUCGCAGUGGCUCAUACUCGUCUCAGAGUCGGUCACGAACCCCUCCCGCCCGACGAGCCCGCGCUCGGAGCGGUUCUUACGCUUCCCAAAGCCGGUCACCCUCGCCCGCUCCUCGAAACAAGCGCGCGCGGUCACGAAGCGGCUCGUAUGGCUCCCGAAGCCGAUCUCCCUCUCCCGCAAGAGGACGGGACAAGCCCCCAGCUGGUCCUCCUCAACGUGGACGACCUACUGGAAAGCCUGGCCCCGGGGCGUACCGCCGAAACAGCUCCUCGGUCAGCAGUGGGCCACGAAACAAGCCCAAGCAGCGCAGUCGGUCAGCCUCAUAUGAUUCGCGAUCCCCUCCACCUGCCCGAAAUGGUGGGCGGCGAGGUUCAUACUCGCGAUCGCCGAGCCCGCCCAAGCGCGGAGAGAACAGGAGGGAGCUGAGCUCGGUACCAGCAAAGAGGAGACGGUACAGCGAUAGCUUAUCGAGGUCACCGCCACCGGUAAAGCGAGGACGACGGGAAAGCUGAAGGAUGUAAGAGUGACGGCACAAAGAGAAUGGUUCAAAGAUGGGUUAGGACGGGAUUGGAAGGAUGAUGCUUACAUCUAGAUUGGUUCCGUGGGCGACUGGCGGGAGUUUGUAAUACCAGCGAGGACUUGCCAAAAAUCGAAAGUUGUUGGCCCACUUAUUUUAUUUGAAAGAUUGUGAUGUCUACUUGUUGCGGUUAAGGGUCAGCGAGGAGUGGCAUUAAUUCAAUUUUGAAUAUACAUCGCUUUCAUCCCAACCAUUUGUCGCCCUCAGCCCUCGAGACAGCAUGUAGCUUAAGCUGGGGUAACGGCAGGACGCUAUUGCAAUGUCGUUCAAGUAAUGUUUCUAAAGUUACCUUGCUGUUUCCGAAAUCAGCAUGGUGCGACUCUUGUGGAUAUUUACAUGCAGA